CUGCCCGCGCCCCUCCCCCGCACGGCGCUCAGUGCCAGGCGGGAGGCGGCAGCAGUUGGAGGCUUCUCUGAGCCGUGUAGCGCGUACUUCGGCGGCGGCGGCGGCGGCGGCGGCGGUAGCGGGAGCGCUUCAGGCAUCUCGGCCCUGACACAAUGCGGCGAGUGGUACGACAGAGCAAGUUUCGGCAUGUAUUUGGACAAGCAGUGAAAAAUGACCAGUGCUAUGAUGACAUCCGGGUUUCUCGUGUGACCUGGGAUAGUUCCUUUUGUGCUGUCAAUCCCAGAUUUGUUGCCAUAAUUAUAGAAGCAAGUGGAGGUGGAGCCUUCCUUGUACUUCCUCUGCACAAGACGGGCAGAAUUGACAAAUCCUAUCCUACAGUAUGUGGCCACACAGGACCAGUGCUGGAUAUAGACUGGUGCCCACACAAUGAUCAGGUCAUUGCCAGUGGUUCAGAGGACUGCACGGUUAUGGUUUGGCAGAUUCCAGAAAAUGGACUCACCCUUUCCCUGACUGAACCUGUGGUGAUCUUAGAAGGCCAUUCAAAGAGAGUCGGUAUCGUGGCCUGGCAUCCAACAGCACGCAAUGUACUUCUUAGUGCAGGUUGUGAUAAUGCCAUCAUCAUCUGGAAUGUGGGGACAGGUGAAGCCCUUAUAAACUUGGAUGACAUGCAUUCAGACAUGAUUUACAACGUGAGCUGGAACCGGAAUGGCAGUCUGAUCUGCACAGCUUCCAAAGACAAGAAAGUGAGAGUAAUUGAUCCUAGGAAGCAAGAGAUUGUUGCUGAGAAGGAGAAAGCACACGAAGGAGCUCGGCCCAUGAGGGCCAUCUUCCUGGCAGAUGGCAACGUCUUCACCACUGGCUUUAGCCGCAUGAGUGAGCGGCAGCUGGCACUCUGGAAUCCGAAAAAUAUGGAAGAACCAAUUGCUCUUCAUGAAAUGGACACGAGCAAUGGGGUAUUGCUACCUUUCUAUGAUCCUGACACCAGUAUCAUUUACUUAUGUGGAAAGGGUGACAGUAGUAUCCGCUAUUUUGAGAUCACGGAUGAAUCCCCAUAUGUCCACUACCUCAACACGUUCAGCAGCAAGGAGCCUCAGAGAGGAAUGGGUUAUAUGCCCAAGAGGGGACUUGAUGUUAACAAAUGUGAGAUUGCCAGAUUCUUCAAGCUUCAUGAGAGAAAGUGUGAGCCUAUUAUCAUGACUGUUCCUAGGAAGUCUGAUCUUUUCCAAGAUGACCUGUAUCCUGACACAGCAGGGCCCGAAGCUGCCCUGGAGGCAGAAGAGUGGUUUGAGGGGAAGAAUGCAGAUCCAAUCCUCAUCUCCUUGAAACAUGGAUACAUUCCAGGCAAAAACAGGGAUCUAAAAGUAGUCAAGAAAAACAUCCUAGAUAGCAAGCCUGCUGCAAACAAGAAGUGUGACCUGAUCACUGUCCCCAAGAAAACCGCAGACCCGGCCAGCGUGCAAAAUGAAGCCAAGUUGGAUGAAAUUUUAAAAGAAAUUAAAUCUAUUAAAGAUACAAUCUGCAAUCAAGAUGAGCGUAUUUCCAAGUUAGAACAGCAGAUGGCGAAGAUAGCAGCCUGAAGAUCCCACCUCCACCCCUCCAAAAAAUGGGAGCAAGAACUUGUGCUUGGUAGCUGGUCGUUGGUGUGGUCCUAGGGAGGGUGGAAAGGGAGGCACUGCCAUUUGGAGACAUUCCAUUUCAGAUUUGUCCACCAGCGAUAGGCCACAUUCCAGUCAGAACUCAAUUCGUCUCCCAAAUUUGCAAAACAGAAGCUGAGCUUUUUAUCAGAAAGCUUUUUUGAUGUUUUAAGUGUUAUGUGACUUGUUGAACUUUUAAAAGACAAAAGUGCUACUUUUAAAAUCCCAGAUAUCCUGAAUUUUAGAAAACACACCAAUUCUGAUUCAGUGUCGUGCCCAAGAACCUUUUUUUUAAAUGACUAGGGACCAAUGCCACAUUGCUUUUUAUAUUUCUUUUCUUUUUUUUAAUGUUGCCAAAACCAAAAGUAGCUUGUUUUUCUUUGUAUUUUGCUACUUUGCAGUAUUUGUGUGGUUUUUUUUUUUUUUUCCUUAAUUUGAAAGGGACAGCACUGUGUAUGUUUAUAAACUAAACGAAGAUAUUAUUUUGUAUAAACAUUCAUCUGAGAACACUCAGAGCAGUAGCCACAUGGUGCUGGCUCAGCUGCAGCAUGAACCUGGUCAUCUUAUGACUGUAUGAAAGGAAGACUUGAAAAAUCAUGUGGACCCACAUUACUACCCCUCGCUCCUGCGUCUUCUGAUCAAAAAAGCUCAAAUCUUACUUCUUCCUUGCUUUCCUUUCCCUUUUCUAGAAAUUGGGUGGUUGUACCAGGAUGCAAUUUUGCUUCUUGAUCCCCUGCUUCAGAUGAUUAUAAUCUGACCCA
Octodon degus (degu) is the source of this 2395-nucleotide messenger RNA. It is a transcript of the gene Coro1c, whose product is annotated as coronin 1C. The transcript is spliced from 11 exons. The record is from RefSeq and is a predicted model, not a curated record. Gene Ontology annotation, molecular function: actin filament binding. Gene Ontology annotation, biological process: actin filament organization; neural crest cell migration. NCBI's taxonomy places the organism in Eukaryota, Metazoa, Chordata, Mammalia, Rodentia, Octodontidae. The coding region runs from base 153 to 1577 and encodes 474 amino acids.